Messenger RNA from Thamnophis sirtalis, 842 nucleotides. NCBI's taxonomy places the organism in Eukaryota, Metazoa, Chordata, Lepidosauria, Squamata, Natricidae. The record is from RefSeq and is a predicted model, not a curated record.
UAGGAAUUCCGCCUGGUCCCUUAUAUGGGAAAUUGAAAGAAGGCGUUCCGAUUACUUUGGAAAACGGGACAACCGUUUCUCUGAUGGAUGUCUUAGAAAGUCCUUUUCCCGGAAGAAAAAUUUGUGUCUUGGGGGAUUGUUCGGGUGUGGUUGGGGACGGGGUGACGUCGCUUUGCUCUGAAGCCGAUAUCCUGAUUCACGAAGCCACCCUGGAUGACAGCCAGAUGGAGAAAGCCAGAGAGCGUGGCCACAGCACGCCGAAAAUGGCCGCCGAGUUUGCUAAGCUGUGCAAAGCCAGGAAAUUGGUCCUGUCUCAUUUUAGCCAAAGAUAUAAGCCCGCAAAUCAGAGAGGGGAAGGAGACGCAGACGUUACAGAGCUGAAAAAGCAAGCCGAGAUGGUUAUGAACGGAGAAGAAGUGGUGCUGGCUGAGGAUUUCAUGACAAUUAGUGUCCCAGUUAAAAAAACACAGUAGGAGGGCUGGGCAACAAGACAGAAAUUAAUUGGCGGGUGUGCAAAAAACUUUCCCACUGUGACUUGUCUUCCAGGUGAUCCUCUUGGAAGGGACCGAAGGAAGUCAGGUUUGAAUUAGGAUGGGCCUCUUUGUAUGAACAUCUGUUCUUUAUUGCGUCCAAUAUUCCCGAUGCAUUUGUAAUGUUGACACGGAUUAAAUGUGCUUUGCAUGCUAGGCCUCUCGCUGCAAGGGGAAAGCCUUCCUUGUGAGGCAAACUCUCUUGUGUGUUUCAGCUACGUGGAAUCGAGGGCGUCACGAAAGAAGGCUGCAGUUUUUUUUAAACGCUUAGGAAUACUGGUAGUCCUCGAUUUAUGACCACAAUAGAGAAAU